This is a messenger RNA of Hippopotamus amphibius kiboko, 2601 nucleotides long. RefSeq names its product solute carrier family 26 member 6 (gene SLC26A6). Gene Ontology annotation, molecular function: chloride transmembrane transporter activity; bicarbonate transmembrane transporter activity; oxalate transmembrane transporter activity. Gene Ontology annotation, biological process: transmembrane transport. Bases 72 to 2360 code for a protein of 762 amino acids. Gene Ontology annotation, cellular component: membrane. The record is from RefSeq and is a predicted model, not a curated record. The transcript has 21 exons. Lineage: Eukaryota; Metazoa; Chordata; Mammalia; Artiodactyla; Hippopotamidae.
CCGCCUUUCGGGCCUUAGCGGCCUCGCGCCGGAGCUGUGGGACUUGUCGCCUCUCUGUCUGCCCACCCACCAUGGGGCUGUCGGAAGCGCCGGGAGAGAGGGACACACAGGCACUGCUGCCCACGACGCAGGCAAUGGAGCUGAGGAGGCGAAAUUACCAUGUGGAGCGGCCACUGCUGAACCAAGAACAGCUGGAGGAGCUGGGGAGCCGGAGCUCAGCAGCUGGGACCCUCCAGUGGCGAACCUGGUUUCGGUGUUCCCGUGCUCGGGCCCGAGCCCUUCUGCUCCAAUACCUACCAGUUUUGGCCUGGCUACCCCAGUAUCCUGUGCGUGACUGGCUUCUGGGUGACUUGUUGUCUGGCCUGAGUGUGGCCAUUAUGCAGCUACCACAGGGCCUGGCCUAUGCCCUCCUGGCUGGAUUGCCCCCCGUGUUUGGCCUCUACAGCUCCUUCUAUCCUGUCUUUAUCUAUUUCCUGUUUGGCACUUCCCGGCACAUCUCCGUGGGCACCUUUGCUAUCAUGUCCGUGAUGGUGGGCAGUGUGACAGAAUCACUGGCUCCGGAUGAAGCCUUCCUGCAGGCUUCGAACUCCACUGUCGAUGUGGCAGCUAGAGACACUACCCGGGUGCAGCUGGCUUCCACACUCAGUGUCCUUGUUGGCCUCUUCCAGGUGGGGCUGGGCCUGGUCCAUUUUGGCUUCGUGGUCACCUACCUGUCAGAGCCUCUGGUCCGAGCCUAUACCACAGCCGCGUCUGUGCAGGUCUUCAUCUCGCAGCUCAAGUAUGUGUUUGGCCUCCAUCUGAGCAGCCGCUCUGGGCCGCUGUCCCUCAUCUAUACAGUACUGGAGGUCUGCUGGAAGCUGCCCGAGACUGUGAUCGGCACCAUGGUCACAGCAGUUGUGGCAGGGGUGGUGCUCGUGCUGGUGAAGCUGUUGAAUGACAAGCUGCGGCGACAUCUGCCCAUGCCGCUCCCUGGGGAGCUGCUUACGCUCAUCGGGGCCACAGGCAUCUCCUACGGCGUGGGACUACAGCACAGAUUUGAGGUGGAUGUCGUGGGCAGAAUCCCUGCAGGGCUGGUGCCCCCAGUGGCCCCCAGCCCCCAGCUGUUCGCAAAGCUUGUGGGAAAUGCCUUCGCCAUCGCUGUGGUUGGGUUCGCCAUUGCCAUCUCGCUGGGGAAGAUCUUCGCCCUGAGGCAUGGAUACCGGGUGGACAGCAACCAGGAGCUGGUGGCGCUCGGCCUCAGUAACCUCAUCGGGGGCAUCUUCCAGUGCUUCCCUGUGAGCUGCUCUAUGUCUCGGAGCCUGGUACAGGAGAGCACCGGGGGCAACACACAGGUGGCUGGAGCCAUCUCCUCCCUCUUCAUCCUCAUCAUCAUCGUCAAACUUGGAGAGCUCUUCCAGGACCUGCCCAAGGCAGUCCUGGCCGCCGUCAUCAUCGUGAACCUGAAGGGCAUGUUGAAGCAGUUCACCGACAUAUGCUCCCUCUGGAAGGCAAAUCGAGCAGAUCUGCUCAUCUGGCUGGUGACCUUUUUGGCCACCAUCCUACUGAACCUGGACCUUGGCCUGGCAGUUGCGGUGGUCUUCUCCCUGCUGCUGGUGGUGGUUCGCACACAGCUGCCCCGCUACUCUGUCCUGGGGCAGGUGCCAGACACGGAUAUUUACAGAGACGUGGCAGAGUACUCAGAAGCCAGGGAGGUCCCGGGUGUGAAGGUCUUCCGCUCCUCGGCCACCAUGUAUUUUGCCAACGCUGAGCUCUACAGUGACACGCUGAAGCAGAAGUGUGGUGUGGAUGUGGACCACCUCAUCACCCAGAAGAAGAAGCUGCUUAGGAAGCAGGAGCUAAAGCUGAAGCGACUGCAGAAGCAAAAUAAGCUCCCGAAACAGGCUGCCGCCUCCAAGGCCACUUCUAUUUCCAUCAAUGUCAACACCAGUGUUGCAGACAUCGAGAGCAAUGAUGUGGAGGGCUCCAAGGCCGAGCAGGUGAGCGCAGGGACGGAGCUAGAGGAUAUAGCAGCCAGGGGUCAAGAAGAUGCCAAGGCCCCAGACAUGUCCUCACUGAAGGCCCUGGGCCUGCCUCAGCCAGAUUUCCACAGCCUCAUCCUGGACCUGAGCUCUCUCUCCUUCGUGGACACUGUGUGUCUCAAGAGCCUGAAGAAUAUUUUCCGUGACUUCCGGGAGAUCGAGGUGGAGGUGUACAUGGCUGCCUGCCACUCUCCAGUGGUCACACAGCUUGAGGCCGGGCACUUCUUCGAUUCAUCUAUCACCAAGCAGCAUCUCUUUGCCUCUGUCCACGAUGCUGUCAUCUUUGCACUCCAGCACCCGAGGUCCGACCCCAUCAAUCCUGUUUUGGCUACCAAACUCUGACCAUGCUGCCACCCUGCCUGUGACUGCCCACCUCUGGAGGUUGUGACAGGGUACCUGUGAGAACCCGCUACCCCUGGGCUGCCUCCACGUCACCCAGGAGUCCCCUCCACGCACAUGCAUAUAACUCAGGGAUGGAGGUCCUGGGACUCCAAGUGCAGUGCUCCAGGCCUGGGAUGAAGCACUGGCCAAGUUGGAGGAGCAUGCAUGUUUUAGCCUCAGGAAUAAAGAUUUGUUUGCCCAA